This is a messenger RNA of Thalassophryne amazonica, 6089 nucleotides long. Its product is annotated as protocadherin-15-like. Gene Ontology annotation, biological process: inner ear development; sensory perception of sound; homophilic cell-cell adhesion. Gene Ontology annotation, cellular component: plasma membrane; stereocilium. NCBI's taxonomy places the organism in Eukaryota, Metazoa, Chordata, Actinopteri, Batrachoidiformes, Batrachoididae. Gene Ontology annotation, molecular function: calcium ion binding. The record is from RefSeq and is a predicted model, not a curated record.
GGCGGGUGGAUGAGUUGUGUGGAUGUUAAUUUUUCUUGGAUCUUCCUCUCCGGGCUGUGUUCUGCAGACAGCAACAGUGCGCGGAAAAGUAAAUGUGCACAUUAACCACAUGGCUUCGACGACUGCAACACGGUGGAUGCUUGGUGAAGCGUGGUGCUGAAGAUGGUGAAAAAGCACUUAAUGGGGCCACUGUCACGGGGCCGGGUCAUAUGGACGGGUGUAACGUGCACAGGAGUUCUUUAUCUAAUGCUGCUAUCAACGUGUCUCUGCCAAGAACCAGAAGACUGGCAAUACGAGGAAUGUAAGCUGUCUCGGUUGGGUCCUCCCGCUACCAUUGUUGCCAUAGAUGAAGAGAGCCCCAACGGAACGUUGCUGGUGGAAAACAUGCACAUAAAUGGCGUGGCAGAGGGUCCAGACCGUACCAUUUCUCUGUCGCUACGGGACAACCACAAUUACUGGGUGAUCCUUGACCCUUCCAAACAAGCCCUUUACCUCAACAGCACUGGACGUGUUCUGGAUCGAGAUCCUCCAUCUUAUAUUCAGUCCAUUGUGGUUCAGGUUCAAUGUACCAAUGAGCUCGUCGGCACUGUGAUUUUGCACGAGGUGCGCAUCGUUGUUCGAGAUCGUAACGACAACGCACCACGCUUCCAACAACCACGAUACUAUGUCGCUGUCAGCGAGCUAACUCCUGUAGGAACCACCAUCUUCUCCGGGUUCUCUGGGAAUAACGGCGCAACAGACAUUGAUGACGGCCCCAAUGGACAAAUAGAGUACACCAUCCAGUACAAUCCUAAAGAUCCGACCGCCAACAGAACAUUUGACAUCCCGCUCACACUGUUUGGUUCCGUAGUUCUCAGAGAAAGGCUCAACUAUGAAGAGAUAACGCGCUACCUGGUCAUCAUACAGGCUAAUGACCGAGCCCCGUAUCCCAGUGACCGUCGUACCACUACUACGACUCUGACCAUUGAUGUGCUGGAUGGUGAUGACUUGGGUCCCAUGUUUCUACCAUGUACCCUGAUAGGAAACACUCAAGACUGUAGCCCAAUUACAUACAGGGCUAAUAUACUGGAGCUCACAGAGCCAAUGAAGGUGAAUCCCAUCAAUGUGACUCCGUCCAUCCAAGCUGUGGACCAAGACAGAAACAUACAACCUCCCUCUGAUAGGCCAGGGAUUCUAUACUCCAUCCUUAUUGGCAAACCAGAGUCUUAUUCAGAAUAUUUCAGUCUGAACAAAAGCACAGCGGAGCUCCUGCUACUAAAGCCUGUCGAUCGGGAACUCCACCGACAAUUUGAUCUGGUUAUUAAGGCAGAGCAGGACAACGGUCACCCCCUGCCUGCUUUUGCCAAUCUCCAAAUCGAAGUUCUGGAUGAAAACAACCAGGCACCUUUCUUCCUGGAGGCAAGUUACCAUGGCUAUGUCAAUGAGGCAUCACCAGUGGGAACCACCAUAGCAAUCAAUGCAAGCCUGUCGGCACCAUUGGCUAUAGUAGCGCUGGAUAACGAUGUGGAGGAGACAAAGGAUCCUCAGCUCCUGUUUUCAUUGGACAGCUAUUCCAACGUUUUCUCCGUGUCGCCUACUGGAAUUAGAAGAUACCUCACUUUGGCGAAGUCCCUUGACAGAGAGACUCAAGACUCCUACACUUUCAUGCUGCUAGCGUCAGAUGGCGUCCAGCAGAGCGAUCCAGUCACCAUGACGAUAACAGUGUUGGAUGCAAAUGACAAUACUCCAACAUUUGCCAAUGUUUCUUACAAUGUCAACUUGUACACUGAUAUGGCAUCUGGGGAAACUGUGUUACAGCUGUCUGCAGUAGAUCAUGAUGCCGGACCCAAUGGUCAAGUCACGUACCAGAUCUUAGCUGGAGAUCGGGGACAUUUUCUUAUUGACAACAGCACUGGGGUCAUUACUGUGGCAGCGGGAGUUGAGCUCGCUAUGGGGUGGAGCUACGCCUUAACCGUGAAAGCCACGGACAACGGACCGGAACCACACCAAAGGUCAUCCAUUACUACGGUCUAUAUUGAAGUAUUGCCUCCAAACAACCAGAGCCCUCCCCGAUUCACCCGGCAACAGUACAGCCUGGAAAUCAGCGAGGCUAUGAGGACCGGAGCUUCACUGUUUAAUCUGCAGACUGUGGAUCGGGAGACAGACCCCAUCACUUAUGCCAUCUACAGUGGAGACCCUCAUAAACAUUUUACCUUUGACCAAAGGACAGGGUACCUAGUCUUAGACCAGGCUCUGGACAGGGAGUCUUUGGACUAUUACACGCUGCUGGUUACAGCCUCAGAUGGACACGUCAAUGGGACAUCCACUGCGACCGUGAACGUUAUGGUGACAGAUGUUAAUGACAACGACCCAGUGUUCAAUUCCUCACUGCCAGUGAACCUCACGGUCACAGAGGAGAAGGAUCACGCUUACGUCGGACAGGUGAAGGCUACAGACCCAGAUCUUGGGGCAAAUGGGCAGGUUCAUUCGACUGGUCACCACGAAAAGCUGUUUUCCAUCAACGCCACUGGAGCUAUCAGAACCUCAGCGCCGCUGAACAGAGAGGCGAAAGGUCACUACUACCUGAUCGUUGAAGCCUGGGAUGGUGCAGUGGACCCUCGACGCGCCAGAUUAACACUGUCUGUUACUGUUCUGGACAUAGACGACAACAGUCCAGUAUUCAGCCAACAGGUUUACGCAGUCAGCUUGCCAGAAAACAGCCCCAAAGACACCAUCAUAUUACAGUUAAAGGCGAUAGAUGCCGACCUUGGCUCAAACCUAACAUAUCGAAUAAGGGCUGAAGGGUCGGACCGGGACAUUCUCCAGCUAUUCCACAUCAACCCCGUAACAGGGGAGCUGUCCGUUCUUCAGGUUCUGGAUUAUGAGACAUUGCCUGAUGCAGAACCCACCUAUACUUUUAUCAUAGAGGCCUUGGACACCGAUGGAAACAUGCCUCCAGGGCUCACCACUGUUACUGUCACUGUAACGGACAUGAAUGACUUCUCUCCAGUGUUCAGCCAGUCGGUGUACCGAGGAUUGGUUGCCCCCAACGCUGUCAAGGGAACUGUUGUUACCACGGUAAUGGCCAAUGACUCUGACCCUGCGGGCACUCCAGCAGGUCUAGUGCGCUACAAAGUGGAUCAGGAGGCCUAUCCGUACUCUGCCAGAAUAUUUGAUGUGGAGGAGCAGUCGGGGAAUGUGGUCACCAGAGUAAAUCUCAAUGAGGAGCCCAACCUCAAGUUCAGUUUGGUGGUGGUGGCCUAUGACGAUGGUGAGCCUACAAAGCAGAACACGACUCUCGUCGAGAUCACAGUCCUGCAGCCGUCUGUCAUUCCUGUGUUUACUCAGGAGGAAUACAGGUUUCCAUCUGUGAGUGAGGAGGCCCCUGUUGGAAGCUCGGUGGGAGUCAUCAUGGCAGCUGCUGUCAAUCAAACAAUCAUCUACUCCAUCAUUGAUGGAAACGAUGGAGGAGUGUUUGCAUUAAAUGAAACAACAGGUGUGAUUUCAACUGCCAAACUCCUGGACUAUGAAACCAACGCCAGCUACGUUCUAAAGGUGGAGGCAGACUCCAUGAGAGUGGUGUCAUCCCACCUCAGAGCUCCAUCUAAAACUAACACAGCCUGGGUGGUGAUCGACGUCCGGGACGAGAACGACCACCCGCCAGUCUUCAUCAAACCUCUCUACAUCGGAGGGGUUGCAGAAGAUGCCAAAACCUUCACAUCUGUCCUGCAGGUCCAGGCUCUGGACAAAGACACGGGGAACUACAGCUCUAUGAGGUACAGGCUGAACAUCCCUCCCCCUGCUGGUAAAGACACUAAAGUCAACAAAGACGGUUUUGUCAUCGAACCGUACAGCGGCGUGGUGAAGACAGCCAUCAUGUAUCGCAACAUGAGGAGGUCAUAUUUUAAGUUUGAGGUUGUUGCCACAGACAACUAUGGUCAAGGACACAGCAGCAAGGCAGACAUCGUGGUGUCAGUUGUGAACCAGCUGGAUAUGCAGGUGGUCGUAUUGAAUGUUCCUCCAACUAUAGUGGAGAUAAACAAAGAUGAGCUGCUCAGCAUUGUGGAAAGCUUUGUCCAGGAGCAGGUUCCAGGAGCUAAAUUAAUUGUGGAAACUAUUGGGCCACAUCGGCAAGGCAACGGAACGGAAAAAGAAGAUUACAGCAAGUCAGACCUCAUGGUUUAUGCCAUUGACCCACUGACAAACAGAGCCGUGUCCAGACAGGAACUCUACAAGUUCCUUGAUGGGAGACUUCUGGACAUCAACAAGGCAUUUCAUCCCUACCUUCCCAAUGGUGGGCGCAUUCUGGAAAUUCGAACUCCUGAAGUAGUGUCCUGUGCAAAGAAAGCUGUCCAAACAGUGGGCUACACAGAGGGAGCACUGCUGGCUCUGGCUGUUAUUAUUAUCAUCUGCUGUGUUCCUGCCAUAAUGAUUGUCAUUAUCACUUACAGGCAAUUCAGAGAGUGUCAGGAAGAGUGUGCCAAAACAGCACGCAUCCAGAUGGCACUGCCAGCAGCCAAACCCGGAGGAGGCACAGCCAACAACCUGUAUGAAGAGCUGGGUGACAAUGCCAUCCGUGGAUUUGGACAGCACGAGACGCAACAACUUCUCAGACCUUCUCUGCUCAGGCCAGAGGAGUUAUCGAUGGAGUCAGGCAUCGACCCCGGCCAAGACUACUACACGCAAGACUAUUACAACUAUGAUCACGGGUAUGAACUUCCUCAGUACGGCAGUCGCAGGAAGCUGAUCUCGCCCACCGGGCUCUACGACGAAUACGGGGAAGUUCUUGUCGAUGAUGACGGCAGCUACUACUACAGCCCACAGGAGUCUGACGGAGAGCAUGGCAGCAGAAAACGUCGGAUCAAGUUGGUGUUCGACCGGGAGUAUGACACCAGCACCACUGGUGAGGACAACGUGGUAGAAACCCAACGCAGCCACGUAUCUUCCACCACAAACAGCCAUGCUAAUGUUAACGGCGGCAUCUAUGUGGCCCAGAAUGGCUCCAUCAUUCGUACCCGACGUUCAGUUGCCGCCACGGGACCCUCACAGGCGGCCAACACCACCAAUAACUCAAAACUGAGUUCCCCGGUCUUCAGCUCACGGCUGGUUAAGCACUUUAAGAAAUUGGACAAAAUGGCUGCUACAUUGGAGGAGAGAACACCGCUCAACAUCCCCAAAACGCCGGCAGACGAUGGACGCCACACCCUGCACAGCUUCCACACCACCGGGAGAGAUGCUUCUACAAUGGCGCUGACUUCUUUCUCGAACAGUGACAGUAAAACGUUGCGUACAUUUAGCGCACGAAAUUCCAACAUUUCUUUAGUGUCGGCGAGCACCAACAACACCUGUCCUGAAAGUGUAGCAACCAAACCAAACCUGGUGAGGGCGACAGUGGGCGGGACAACGCCACGUCAAAGCACGAAGGAGAGCAUUGAGGAGAACGAAGAGGAGAGAGAGUCCACGGUAGAUGGCCCUAACAGGGAGGAGGACAGACUUGAUACGAGGGAGUCCGCGGAGUGUCUGAGUGACAGGACGCAGACGGACGAGGAGGAACUCUGGAUGGGUCCGUGGAACAGCCUUCACAUUCCCAUGACCAAACUCUGACCGACUCCACGAACCCUUUUGCACAGAUCAGUUACACGCCAUUUUGUACAUGUCAUUGGGCUUCUCUAAUCCAAUUAAAAGAUGUCUAAUUUAACAGACACUGCAACCACAUGGCAAGAUGGACUGAGGACGAAGAUUUAUUUAAAAAAAAGUUAAUUGUUAUAUUGCAGGUGACUCAUUUGGUUAAUGGCUCAACAUGUCAUUCACAGAAUUCCCAAAUGUGACUGACCUCAAACAUGUGACACUUUAGACAACCCAGAAUGUAAAAGAACAAACAUGUAAUAUUUCUACUUUGAUAUAAUGAAAAGGAACUUGAGAACGAUGUUUUUAAGAUCCCUUAAAAAAAAUCUGUUGUCUUUGUACGAAGUUGUUCUCGUUUCAUUCAACAAGUUCAAUUUGCCUGACUCAAUGAUGCAUCAAGUCUUGUAUUUCCCAAACUGGCCUUUUUAGCCUGGUCAACUUGCUUAGCCAUCUUGAUCCAAAUAAAGGACCAUCUCACACACCGA